Aspergillus melleus is the source of this 438-nucleotide messenger RNA. RefSeq names its product cell wall protein Ecm33. NCBI's taxonomy places the organism in Eukaryota, Fungi, Ascomycota, Eurotiomycetes, Eurotiales, Aspergillaceae. The record is from RefSeq and is a predicted model, not a curated record. The coding region runs from base 1 to 438 and encodes 145 amino acids. The transcript is spliced from 3 exons.
AUGAAGUACAUUAGCUUGAUGCUCUCUAUGGCUGGCAUGAGCCUUGCGGCCUGCGGCAGUCUCACCCUCACCAGCCAACUCGACGUCGAUACCCAAGUGUCCUGCUCAACCAUCAACGGCGACGUCAAGAUAUCCUCCGAGUUCAUCGGCUCCCUUAGCCUUUCCGGCGUGAAGAAGAUCAACGGAAACCUCAACGGAACCAACCUAUACCACGCCUCCUCGCUGAGCUUCCCGGACCUAGAGCAGGUUGGGGGUGCGCUGCGUCUGACGGGUGGAUUUAACGAGAUUUCUAUGCCCUCUUUGGAUAUGGUCAAGGGCGGAUUCAGACUUGCCAGCACACAGAACCUUCCCUGCGAGCCUUGGAACGUGUUGCAAGAAAAUCAUCGCAUUCAUGGGCGUUAUACUUGCCAGCCAUAUGCCACUCCGGAUAUUGCUUAG